Neurospora hispaniola is the source of this 420-nucleotide messenger RNA. RefSeq lists its product as uncharacterized. The transcript is spliced from 2 exons. Lineage: Eukaryota; Fungi; Ascomycota; Sordariomycetes; Sordariales; Sordariaceae. The record is from RefSeq and is a predicted model, not a curated record. Bases 1 to 420 code for a protein of 139 amino acids.
AUGCCUCGCACCACCAACAACCCGGUCGAUGACCCUCGCAUCACCCUUCGCCUCAAAUGCGGUAUCCACACAAUCUUCCUCUUCGUUAUGCUAGAUUGGACCUUUGCCAAGGUGUCCGAAGAGCUACUCAUGAUCCUCCAUGACCGCUACCCCAACGGUCUUACAUUCAGCGUCGACGCCGAACCGGUCCCUCUCCCCGAAGGCGAUGUCAAAAUCGUCUAUGGAAUCCCUAGACACCCUAAUGGGGAUUUAAGCCACGGGUGGAAGAAGCUUAAGGUGGAAGACGUGGACACGGUAGAAUCAUCCAAGCUUGCGGAUGUAAGCGCUGUGGCCUUUGCGCUGGUUGAUCCCGAGUCGGAGGGCAAUGUGACGUUUGAUGUCACUGUUCCGCGGUUGGACGACUAUGAUGAAGAGUACUGA